UACAAAUAAUUUUCGUUUUUUGUUGUGCAGGACUCCUUGCCAAAACAGCAAUGUCAAACACUUUGUUUAGUGUCAGUCGUAUAUUAUUUAGUUUGAUAACAGAAAUUGCAGGACAUUGGGUUGACAAUUUACAUCAGUUGCAAAUGUAAACAGGAAGUGACCUUUGAACGUAGAGAACAGCUGUAUUACACGUGUUUGUGGUCAGGGUAGUGCCAGUGGCAGUAAUUGUCAACAAUGACAGGUGGAGAUCGGCAGUCAGCAUUAGUGUAUGCAGAUUCAUUCUGGUUUAAAUACACACUCUCAGCACUUGCUGCAGUUGUAGCAGAGACAGUAACAUAUCCAUUGGAUCUUACAAAAACCCGAUUAAUGAUCCAGGGAGAGAAAAACCUGGAAGGAAACAGUAUUACAGUCAAGCAAAGGGGGAUGGUCAGCACAGUCAUUGGUAUAGUAAGAGAAGAAGGUGCCACCAAAAUAUUUCAAGGUCUUACUCCAGCUCUGUACAGACAUAUUGUUUACACAGGAUGUCGAAUGUCUAUUUAUGAAAUCAUCAGGGAAAAAGUUUUAAAAAGAAAUGCAGAUGGUAGCUUUCCUAUAUGGAAAUCAUCAUUAGGAGGUCUUACAGCAGGUGCAUUGGGUCAGUUCAUUGCUAGUCCUACAGAUCUAGUCAAAGUGCAGAUGCAAAUGGAAGGUCGACGAAGGUUAGAGGGUAAACCUCCAAGAGUGAAGAAUACAGCUCAGGCGUUUAGAAAGAUAAUCACAGAAGAAGGUUUUAGAGGGCUUUAUAGGGGUGUUGUUCCAAAUGUACAGAGGGCAGCAUUAGUUAAUAUGGGAGAUCUAGCAACAUAUGAUACAGUAAAACAGAGAAUUUUACGGAAUACUUCACUAAAAGAUAACUGGGUGACACAUACAAUAUCAAGUGCCUGCUCAGGAUUAGUUGCAGCUACCCUUGGAACACCAGCUGAUGUAGUCAAAACUAGAAUAAUGAAUCAACCUACAGAAAACGGAAGAGGUACUUUAUAUAAAGGUACAUUGGAUUGUUUGUUUAAGACAGUUAGCCAGGAAGGGUUCUUUGCCUUAUAUAAAGGAUUUUUGCCUAUUUGGGCAAGAAUGGCUCCAUGGUCAUUAACUUUCUGGAUAUCUUUUGAAGGAAUCAGGAAACUAUGUGGUGCAUCAUCAUUCUGAUCUCAGUGUAGUUAUAUAUGCAAAUCAAAAACAUUAAUAGAGUUUGUUUUGGUCUCUUGUGGAGAGUUGCCUCAUUGGCAAUCAUACCACAUCUUUUUUUUAUUUAUUUAGACAUAAACAGAAAAAUCAUCCAUUUCAUCUUAUUUUUAUCAUGAUUUCAAUAUGUGAUUUAAAUAGGGUGUACAGAUUGUUUUAUAACUGAUAUAUACACUUGUUACAUAAAUAAACACUGUAAAUUCAAGUAUAUUGUGUGCAUUUAUCUCUGUGAUUAUUAAGAAUGGACAUUUAUGAUUGUGAUCUUGGAAAAAGCUUCAUACAGGUAAAUGUAUACAGAAUGCAAGUUCUAAAUUGAUAUUAUAUGAAAUAUUUUUUUAAAAGAUACUGAAUGUCAGGUUUAAGAAAUUUUUCAAUAAAGCAAAAGAUUUUGUUUUAGAAUAAGGUACCUGCCAACUGUCACUAUUUGCAGAGGGUUUCCCCCAUGGAGGCCCCCAAAUUGAAAUUUUUAAAGAGCAAUUAUGUUCACAAUUUUAACAAAACAAAUAAUUUUACAAUGAAUUGAGGCUUUUGAAAACUUGGCAGGUAUGGAAAAGAUAACUUUUUUUCAGAUGUUCUUUUGCAGUCAAGUCAUGUAGUUUUACUAUUUUCUUAUCAGCUACUUCUAAUCAAUUGCAUGGAGUAGGAAAUAUAUAAAGACUUGUCCUUUCAACAAUAAUAUAAAACAAUAAUCUUGUUAUUGAAAAAUAAGACUCUAAAUGCUUAGAAAAAAAUAAUACAUAGUUAAUUUGUUAGUCAUUAUUGUACAAAAAUGUGAUGAAAUCAGAUCAAUAUCUGUAGGCAUGAAUAAAAUUGUCGGGACAGCUGAA
Molecule: messenger RNA, 2045 nt
Organism: Mytilus trossulus (common blue mussel)
Lineage: Eukaryota; Metazoa; Mollusca; Bivalvia; Mytilida; Mytilidae
Product: mitochondrial uncoupling protein 4-like
Exons: 10
Coding region: 235-1182 (315 amino acids)
Biological process (GO): response to cold
Molecular function (GO): transmembrane transporter activity
Source: RefSeq, a predicted model, not a curated record